Daucus carota subsp. sativus is the source of this 1959-nucleotide messenger RNA. RefSeq names its product protein NRT1/ PTR FAMILY 4.4. Gene Ontology annotation, cellular component: membrane. The record is from RefSeq and is a predicted model, not a curated record. Lineage: Eukaryota; Viridiplantae; Streptophyta; Magnoliopsida; Apiales; Apiaceae. Bases 99 to 1841 code for a protein of 580 amino acids. Gene Ontology annotation, molecular function: transmembrane transporter activity. Gene Ontology annotation, biological process: transmembrane transport. The transcript is spliced from 6 exons.
UUUUACACAUCUUGAUUCUUCAGUCACUACUAUUAUACUUGAGAGGGCGGCAGACUUGAUAUAUAUGUCUGUAAAUUAGUAAUACCACGAUAUUAGGCAUGGAGCUCCUAACUAAUAGUCCUGAAGUGGGAGAGACUAAUAAAAGAGGUGAUGUUUACCAGCCCAUGAAGAAACCUAAAGAAGGGGGAUUCAGAGCUACCCUUUUCAUCUAUGGACUGAUGGUGCUGGAUAGUGUUGGCUUUAUCGCUAACAUUGCAGGCCUAGUUCUGUAUUUCAUGAAUGUCAUGCACUUUAGUAUAUCUGGCUCUGCAAACACCCUUACCAACUAUUUGGGGACUGUUUUCUUGCUGACAUUAGUUGGAGGGCUAAUCUCCGACUCCUACAUGAGCCGCCUCAAUACUUGCCUAAUGUUUGGAGGAAUCGAGUUACUGGGAUAUCUGUUGCUGAUUAUGCAGGCUCAUUAUCCUAAGCUGCAACCUGAAGCCUGUGGGAAGUAUAGCUGCGUGAAUGGUACUAAAGCUCUGCUCUUUUACGCUUCCAUAUGUUUUGCUGGGCUGGGAGGCGGUGGAAUGAGAGGCUCAGCACCUGCUUUGGGUGCUGACCAGUUUGAUCCAAAGGAAAGCAAACAUAUAGCCAGCUUCUUCAAUUGGUUUGUGUUUAGUGUAACUGUUGGAGCUGCUCUUGGAGUUACUUUUGUCGUGUGGGUGAGCACAAACAAGGGUUGGGACAAAGGCUUCAUCAUCUGCAUGGUUUGUUCAUUCAUAGGCUUUUGUUUACUUGCACUUGGAAAACCUUACUAUCGUGCCCGAGUGCCUGGAGAAAGUGUCUUACUAAGAGUUCUACAGAUAAUUUAUCUGCCAACCGUUCUGAUAGUGGCAAUCAAGAAUAUAAAGUUAGAGUUGCCACAAAAUUCGCGGGACUUAUAUGAAGUAGAUGACGUUGGAAGAGAACGCAUCAGGCAUAGCUACCAAUUCAGGGUACUAGAUAAAGCAGCUAUACUUCCCGAAGGAACUACACCAAAGAAAUGGAAAGUAUGCACAUUGACUCAAGUUGAAGAAGUUAAAAUCUUAACAAGAAUGAUGCCAGUUCUUCUCAGCACCACUCUCAUGAACACAUGUCUUGCUCAGUUACAGACAUUCUCCAUCCAACAAGGUGCUUUAAUGAACGCAAAACUCGGGAGCUUUAAUGUCCCACCUUCCUCAAUUCCCAUCAUACCAAUCUUAUUCAUGUCCAUCCUCUUACCACUGUAUGAAAUCUUACUAGUCCCCAUUCUGAGGAAACUCACAGGUCAUCCAAAUGGAAUCACUCACCUGCAGAGAGUCGGGGUUGGCCUAAUUCUCUCCGCGAUCUCCAUGACACUAGCAGGUUUCAUAGAGCUGAAGAGAAAGAAUGCAUUUGUAGACCACAAUACCCGCAUUAGCCUCUUCUGGCUAUCAUUUCAUUUCGCGGUAUUUGGGAUUGCAGACAUGUUUACAUUGGUAGGCCUAAUGGAAUUCUUCUACAGCGAAGCUCCUCCUCGAAUGAGAUCACUCUCUACUUCACUCUCAUUCUUCUCAUUGUCAUUAGGCUACUACUUGAGCUCAGUUUUUGUUGAGAUAAUCAAUUCUGUAACCGGCAAACUCAGCUCAAACAACAUGGGCUGGUUAGAAGAUGUGGACAUGAACAAGAAUCAUCUCGAAAGAUUUUACUGGUUCUUGGCAAUUGUCAGCGUGCUGAACUUUGGGAAUUAUAUCUUCUGGGCUAACUGGUACAAGUACAAGAAAGAUGUUCCAGUUGAUAUAAGAAAGCUGAUUGAUCAAUCUUUUUGUGAUGCGAGUUCAAGUCUUACACCCAGAAGCUAGGAUGUGAUAACACAAAUUAAUCAAUAAUCUGGGUAUAUUAAAUUUUUCGGGACGGGAAAGUUUGGUUUUUGUAUCCGUAACAAUAAGAUGGUUAUCCCGGAAUAUAAAAAAUGUAUAU